Messenger RNA from Lolium perenne, 1367 nucleotides. RefSeq names its product ribokinase. Gene Ontology annotation, molecular function: ribokinase activity. Gene Ontology annotation, biological process: D-ribose metabolic process. NCBI's taxonomy places the organism in Eukaryota, Viridiplantae, Streptophyta, Magnoliopsida, Poales, Poaceae. The record is from RefSeq and is a predicted model, not a curated record.
GACUCCAUCGUUUUCUCAACUCCCACCUCCACCCAUGGCUCUGGAAGCGCGGCUCCGCCUCCCGCUCGCCAGGCCAACUCCGGCCACCGCGUUCCUCUCAGGAUCCAACCCCAAGCAGACCCACCUAUCCUUCUCCAUCAAGACCACCUCAACCUCUCUCUCCGCCGCCAAUGCGCCGCCGCCCAUCGUCGUCGUGGGCUCCGCCAACGCCGACAUCUACGUGGAGGUCGACCGCCUCCCGCUCGUCGGCGAGACGGUCGCCGCGCGCGCCGGACACAGCCUCGCGGGCGGGAAGGGCGCUAAUCAGGCCGCCUGCGGGGGCCGGCUCGCGCUGGGGCCCACCUACCUCGUGGCGCGCGUGGGGAACGACGCCAACGGGCGCCUGCUCGAGGGCGCCCUCGCGGACGCCGGCGGCGUCCGCCUCGACCGCGUCGCUCGAGCACCCGACGCGCCCUCCGGCCACGCUGUUGUCAUGCUCAUGCCGGACGGGCAGAACUCCAUCAUCAUCGUUGGCGGCGCCAACAUGGAGGGCUGGGCCUCGGAGGUCGACCCGGAGGACCUGGACCUGAUCCGGCAGGCCGGCGUUCUACUUCUGCAACGGGAGAUACCCGAUUGGGUCAACAUUCAGGUCGCUCAGGCUGCAAAAGGCGCAGGUGUGCCUGUUAUCUUGGAUGCAGGUGGAAUGGAUGCUCCUGUCCCUGGAGAAUUACUGGGGCUGGUGGAUAUUUUUAGUCCAAAUGAAACAGAGCUAGCACGUUUGACUGGAAUGCCCACCGAAACUUUUGAACAGAUCAGCCAGGCAGCAGGAGCAUGCCAUAAAAUGGGUGUCAAAGAAGUUUUGGUCAAACUUGGGUCACAAGGAUCUGCUCUGUUUGUCGAGGGAGAGGAACCAAUUAGGCAGGCGAUAAUACCUGCCACAGAAGUAGUUGAUACCACUGGUGCCGGUGACACCUUCACCUCAGCUUUUGCUGUAGCUCUGGUGGAGGGGAAGCCUAAGCAAGAGUGCAUGAGAUUUGCUGCUGCUGCCGCCUCACUGUGUGUUCGAGUAAAGGGAGCCAUACCUAGUAUGCCUGACAGAGAAUCCGUGAUGAGCCUUCUAGAAUCUGCGCAAGCUGAAUAAAUGAAGAAAAUAUCAUCUGCUUCAGCUUAGCCAUAUUCAUCAACAAUAAUGAUCUCCGGGGCAUGCGGAAUUCGACGGAUCCAACGAGCCUCUCCUAAACCCCGGUGUGCUGCCCCCAGUAAUGUGCACUAGCAGCCUCAAAAUGGAAACGCUAUUUUUCCGUCUUCCCCCCACGGCCAAAUAAAAAGAUGAUGGCAUGUAGGUGUGGACGCAUCCUGAAUAAAAUGGCGAAUGGUUUAGCUUCAAA